Annulohypoxylon truncatum is the source of this 2083-nucleotide messenger RNA. RefSeq lists its product as uncharacterized. The record is from RefSeq and is a predicted model, not a curated record. NCBI's taxonomy places the organism in Eukaryota, Fungi, Ascomycota, Sordariomycetes, Xylariales, Hypoxylaceae. Bases 457 to 1902 code for a protein of 481 amino acids. The transcript is spliced from 3 exons.
CGGUCACACUUCCCAGAUCAAGAUAGCGGUAUGCUCUCCAUAGUGUGAUAAUAAUCCUAUGGAAUGCUGUGCCAUGGUUCUUGUUCGAAAGACUCUUUUCUAAUUUGACGGCGGACACUAACAGAGAAAAUCAAUUUUUCAGCUAUGCUUCUUGAGCUGGGCUGAAACCUGCAUAACGUGCCUUGGCACAUCACCAUUGGAUAAAUCUACUAUGUAUCGACGAUCUGGCCUCGAUUAUGAGUGCCCAAGGGUGAGAUGGAGAUUCCGGAGAGCUGAAAGACGGCCCUGUGUAAGGCAAUGGUAAGGCAUCCAGCCAUUGAAACCGUGACACUCAGAUCGCAUAGCGCGUUUAUCCUGGAGUAGAUUGCUGGACCCUAUUUCGACACAUCUCUUCGCAGCCUCAGGAUAAAGCAAUUGCGUAUAUAUCUGGUCAGCUUUACAUUGCUACAGCUCAUUAUGGGGAAUGCGCAGUCUCUUCCCGUCGUUGGUGAGGUCGUGACAGUCGCGGAAGCCGGGGGGAAGUCAAUUGCCGCAGGGGUUUGUGCCCUCGUCGGCGAGGAAAAAGCCGCAGGGGAACUCAUAGAUGGUGCGGGGCGCUCCGUUAAGAAAUACACCGAAGUUAACUGUAUCGCUUCCAACGUUCGCGUCAUCGCGGCAAAAAUCGAGGGCGACGAGAAAGAAUGCGACCGCCUUCUGGAAGCUCAGAAGGAGGCAUGGAUUGGCGUCGCCGAAGGCACUCCCGUUGUUGGGCAUGUUAUCGGGAUCUGCCACUACGCGACGGGCGAUACUGAGGGAGGUGAUCGGAUUAUGAUCGACGCAACACGGUCGACCGCCGUCAUCGCGGCGACGGUCGCUACAGGGGGCUUGGGUGCAGUUGCUUGUGCCGGUGCUACCGUCGUCACCGGAUUGGCAUGCGAUGGAGUAUCCACUGGACUCAACUCUCUUGGUAAGCAGCGGUUUGCACCCACUGGAACGAUCGCGGCAACUGCACAUGCGAUUAAUACUGGAUCGGCGGAUGAUAUCUUCAAUGCUACCGAAGGCGUCAUUGCAGAUGGCGUUGCCGGGGCCACCGCCGGGGCCGCUCGCAGCCGGGCAGGGUUAAGUCGUCAAGGCGUACCCGCCUCAGAGUUAGCUGAGCGUUCAGCUCGUUCUCGCGCAUCUAUGCUCGAGAAGUACACGAAGUUUAGCGAGCGCGCGGAGGCUAGUCAUAUAAAGCAGGCUACUAUGGCAGACGUACGAAGUUGCACGGAGAUAAACGCGAUCAAGGAAUCUGCAAGCCCACGCCACGCUAUGAGAAUGUUAGAACCCGGCCAGAGUUAUGACUUUGUCCGCUUGGAAGAUGGGAGCGUUCGGUAUAUCAGCCACGCGGACGCGAAGACGAUCUCGAAUAGAACGGGGUUGCCUGUUGGACAUACGAGUCUUGUCGAACCCGGAACCAAGGUCAUUGCGGCGGGGGAGAUUCACCUCAACGGCAAAGGUGUUAUAACGAAUCUCAAUCCCCAGAGCGGCCACUUCAGGGUCCCGUGGAAGGUUUUUAGGAAACAAGUCGGGAAAGAUUUCCCUCGCUCAUCGAUCAUGGAGGUAUCGCAGCAGGCACUGCAAUUCGCUACCCGUAUCACACCGGUACGCUCCGGAAUCCGGCUUACAGCCAAGUUUGUGGCUGUCUACACCUUCCCAGCGACCGUCCUCAUUAUAACUGAGCCUGGUCAUGUCGAUAGCCAGACUCUACUCAAGGAUGGUUCCCCAGUCGUGGCAUAUAAAGAUCCGGACUCGGUCAAACUUGUCGCUUUCGGCAGCGAUGACCAUGCUAAGGCAGCAUACGAUGGGCUCUAUCGUUUCCUUGAGAGCGAAGGGCCCGUGAAUGAUAUGAUUGAGUGUCUUCUACACCUGGCGAGCUUAUAACUUUGCCAAUCGUGCGAUUAGCGGCGGAGUUCAGGGGGUAGAAAAUUGGGAAUUUGGGAAAAUUGAAAUAAUACCUACAAAAGGGGGAUUUAACCUCGUAUCUAGCUCAUUAUAUUAGCAUCCUUGUCUUUAAGUAGCUCUGCAAUAAGCUUCCUCAUAUCAUGAUGCCUAUGUAGGUCUA